UUCACCACCAUCCCCCCUUCUUUCUCUCUCCUCCUUUCUCCUUCGUCUUCUUCUUCUUCCUGGCUACCCUCGCACUGCGAGCUACCUACGCACGCACGCACGCACGGGGUUCUGCAGACCUCCACCCCCCCCGUCCCUCGCCCAACGCAUUCUGCAGAAAAACGAGAGAACAUCGAGGGAAGAAGAAGGCCCGCAUAACGCCGCGCCCUCUGAAUCUGCAAGGAGGACCGAGAAACCGGAGGCUCUCCCGGAGCCGUUUCUGAAGCAAGGCUGAGUGAACGAGGACAGGGGGAGAGAAAGGGAAGGACUUGCUCCCGGGAGCCGUUUCUCCGUCGUCUUCCCGAUCCUUCCGCGAGCUUCUCCAAUCUAGGUUCUUGGGUUGGAUUUUUUUUGCGGUUUGGCGUGAGGCGCAUGUGCGUUGCGCCCCGCUCGGAAUUACUUGGUUGAUUGUUUUGGGAGUCUGGGAGGUUCGCGGAUGAAUGGUUGAAGCAGAUUUGGAUCGGGACCUGCUUAUUGUCGUUGUCGGCGGCGGCGGCCGUGGAGAUUUGGUGGCAUGAGCGGUUCUGCUGGCGAGCCCUGCAACAAGGGCAUUGAUGGGAGUGUAGGAGGGUUGGUUUGGGUUAGGCGGCGGAACGGCUCGUGGUGGCCUGGUCGGAUUAUGGGCCACGACGAGCUGCCCGAGAGCUGUCUGGUCUCGCCGAGAUCGGGUACUCCAGUGAAGCUCCUCGGUCGCAAGGAUGCUAGCAUAGACUGGUAUAACCUUGAAAAAUCCAAGAGAGUGAAGGCGUUUCGUUGUGGGGAGUAUGAUGAUUGCAUUGAAAAGGCGAAGGCAGCUGCAGCCACUUUAAGUAAGAAAGUGGUGAAAUAUGCAAGGAGAGAGGAUGCAAUCUUGCAUGCUCUUGAGCUUGAGAGUUCUCGAUUGGGGAAGGACCAUCCAGAUUUUUAUUGUAGAAAUUAUUCAUCAGGGAGAGAUGGUGCUUUGGUUAUGGAGUCUCCUACAAUCUCAGAUUCUGGUAGAGCAAGUGAUGAAAUUUCUGGAGAUGAGAGUGGCUGUGACACUGAUUCACAUUCUGGGCCUGAGUUAUCUCAGUCUGGCAUAUCUUUUGAAGAACCAAAUCUUGUCUGUUCUUCUAAGUUGCAAUCUGCACUGGGAAGGAGGAAAACCCCAAAUGAUUCGGAAGAUGAUGGAACUGAAGGAACCAAGCGCAUGAGAGGGCUUGAGGAUCUAGGCAUGGGUAUGGUGUCUAACAAAAUGGUUCAGGUUGCCCUUGUUGAGUCGGUUCAAGAUAUAGCUCCUGGCACAAGUACUGCCCAUUUUGUGCCAAAUGGAAAUCCUGUCAAUGGUUGCAAAGGCUAUUCUUCAUCUCUGAAGAGAAAGAGAUCUCAAGUGGCAAUAGUGCGUGACUUCCUUAAAAAGAAAAAUAGACGUCGUCCUUUGACCAAAGUUUUGGAGAGUACGACAAUGGUGUCUGUACCAGUUACUUGUGACCAGUUAGCCUCUUCAAGUGGUACUUGUCUUGGCACUGCAUCCGACUGCAAGGCAUCUGGAUCGGAACAUCUUGAUUUAAAGAAAACGUCUCCCAUGGUCCCGACGAACUCAGAUGGCCCUGCAGUUUCACAUGACAACGAGCCAAUGGUAAAUGAUUGCAAGCAUGCUCAGAAAACCAAUGAUUUCUCGAAGACAAAGGAGACUUCCCGCUUAUCGGGGCUACACGAGAAUGAAUUAUCUGAUGUGUUAUUUGAUGUGCCAUUUGUUGGAGAUGAUAGAAACUCUACAGGUUAUCCUCCAAUGCUAGCCAAGGCUCAACUUAGCAACUUAGGAAGGCAAUCAAGUCAAAGCAGUCAAGUAGAAGCUGCAUCUUUGGCAUGCAACCAUGUUAAUGAAUCUGGUUGCAACAGUUUGGCUGCUGUUCGUGUAGAUCAAGUAGGUCAAAAGAUAGACAAGGGUACUUCCAAGUGGCAGUCGAAAGGAAAGAGGAAUUCGAGGCAGUUAAGUAAAAACAGGAAUCGGCAUCCGGGAAGGUAUUUAGAAAUGGACGAGGAAUCCAAUACUUAUCUGACAGGUCUACAUAACACAGAUGGUUGCUUGCCGGGUUCUGAGCGGAAACCUGGCUCCACUUUUAUUGAUGGGUCCAUUACUUCACAUGCUAAACUGAAAUCGGGUAGCGAAGGUCAGGUGGAUGGGGUACCUGAUUGGGGCUCGCGAGUGUUCCCAGGAGAAUCUCACGUGAAAAGACAAGCUGAGCUGAAGCCAUUGCCCAAUGGGUCUCCGACUUCCCAAAGAUCGCUCCCUCAUCGUCAGUCUCGUUUUGCGGUGCACUCUAGGCAUAAGACGGAUGAGUAUCCUAUUGGGGAUUUGUACUCCAAUUCGCCCUUGUAUGAUGUCGAGCUAGAAGUCAAGGCUAGCUAUCGACCAACUCAUGUUCCUUUGGUUUCGCUCAUGAGUAAAUUAAAUGGCAAAGCCAUUGUUGGACACCCUCUCUCAGUUGAGGUCCUAGACGGUGGGCACUGUGAUAAUUUGGUAAAUACAGGCAGCUGUGAUGCAAAUAAUCUCUCUACCUGGGGAGGUUCUAAAAUUGCUCAUCCAGUUCAUAGAAGCUCAGCACAUGUCCGACGAACUGGUAAGUCCCAUUCGCGGAAAAAGUCGUCCAAAGCGAAGAAAUCGGGUCAAUUGUCUAAAAAGAUGCGGAAGCUGUCCUCAUUGACCGGACAUAAGCGAGGUGAGGACAUGGGAAAAUUUGCAGUAGAGAAGCCUGCUGGUCCUGUUAUAGCUUGCAUCCCAUUGAAAGUAGUGUUCAGUCGAAUAAAUGAAGCGGUGAAUGGUUCAGCGAGACCAACGCAUCGGGCUUUGACAUCCAACAAUUAGUGAACUUUUUCUGGCUCAAUCUUGUUGCUGUAUGUAGUGCAUUUUUAGUUGCGGAUUUUGUUUCGAUUUUACUCUUAGCCUUGGACUCUCUGCUUUGUAUAUCAGCGAGCUCCUUUCUGUAUAAUUUGGUCUCGGAAUGCAACCUUGUAGGGAAGCUACUACCAGAUACCGUACAUAUUUAACAUUAGUUGAGGUGUAAAGUGGAAGUCUCUGGCAAUAGGCAAAAUUGCUUACUUGGUAGUGGUAGUAGGUUGGUUCUGUGAGCUAAUAACUCUUCUGUAUCUGCUGUUGGUCAUGGAACAUGUUUAUUAAUUUUAUCAAUUUUCUGUAGAA
Eucalyptus grandis is the source of this 3199-nucleotide messenger RNA. RefSeq lists its product as uncharacterized. The record is from RefSeq and is a predicted model, not a curated record. The transcript has 4 exons. NCBI's taxonomy places the organism in Eukaryota, Viridiplantae, Streptophyta, Magnoliopsida, Myrtales, Myrtaceae. Bases 554 to 2866 code for a protein of 770 amino acids.